Rotaria sordida is the source of this 1191-nucleotide messenger RNA. The record is from the annotation of a GenBank genome assembly. NCBI's taxonomy places the organism in Eukaryota, Metazoa, Rotifera, Eurotatoria, Philodinida, Philodinidae.
AUGUCAGUAGUACCGUAUUUUGUUGCUGCUGCGGGUUCCAGCACAUUGCGUAUUGUUGAAAUGUUUUUUUCAAUUCCUAAAGAUGCAGAACGUUACUUAAAUCAUGAAAUCAAUUUCAAAGAAGCUACAGAUGGUAUUGUUAAAAAUAUACAUAUUUAUGUGCCAUUAACAACUGCUAAACUCAUAUGUGAUACUAUCGUUCUAAGCACGAUAAGUAAAUGGAUUUAUGAUGUACUUAUUCACGUAAGAUAUAUAUUUAAAGGUCUUAUUAAUUAUGGACUUGAAGCUUUUAAAAAUGCUGUAAAAUUAUCAUUAAAUCAUAUUUUUACAGCACUUAAAAAUUGUUCAAUUAGUCUUAUUGCAAGUCAAUUUAAAUAUAUGUAUAAUAAACGUGAAAAAGUUUUAUUAUCUAUAUCUAUAAUUGAUUUUUGUACUAUGUGUAAUCAUAUCUAUCUUCUCAUUAUUAGUCAAAGCAAUGGUUUUAAAAAAAAUAUACAAUUAGAACUUAUGAAAUAUUGGUUAGAAUGUAUGGGUAUUAUACGUGCAGUAGCUGAAUCUAAUAAUAUUAAUUUUGUUAAAUAUAUGAAUAAAUGUUAUUCAGAUGAAAUUUAUAUAAAUAAUAUAUCUUCAUUGAAUAAUGAACCUUCUUUGGAAUGGAAACGUGUAAAAGAUCCGGAGUUUAUUCGAAUUAUUACAGUUUCAUUAGAAGAUAUAUUUCAUGGAAAAGUAUGUGAUGUAAUUGUUCAACGAAAAAUUCGUGAUAUUAAUAAACAAAUACCAGAAAUUGAAGAAGCAACAUAUCAAGUUAUUAUUGAACCUGGUUAUGUUGAUGGAAAAACAUUUCGUUUUAUCGAAGCAGGUCAUAAAGAUCCAGUAAAUAUACCAGCAGAUUUAGUUGUAACAAUUCGAACAGAACCACAUAGACUAUAUGAACGAUCAGGUUCUAAUCUUAUUUAUAUAGCAAAAAUUUCUUUACAACAGGCAUUAGAUGGUUUACCAGUUCAAAUACCAUUGAUUGAUGGAAGAACAGAAGAGUUUUAUCCAAAUGAUAUUAUUAAUCCACAUACACAAUUUAUUAUUGAUCAAGCUGGUCUUCCGGAUCCAACAAAUAAUGGAAUUCGUGGUCGACUUAUUGUUAAAUUUGAUAUUGACUUUCCCGAUUACAAGUUAGGAAGAGAACCUGUCGAAUGA